Messenger RNA from Scheffersomyces coipomensis, 4575 nucleotides. RefSeq names its product bifunctional 4-alpha-glucanotransferase/amylo-alpha-1,6-glucosidase (gene GDB1). Gene Ontology annotation, biological process: glycogen catabolic process; glycogen biosynthetic process. NCBI's taxonomy places the organism in Eukaryota, Fungi, Ascomycota, Pichiomycetes, Serinales, Debaryomycetaceae. The transcript has a single exon. The coding region runs from base 1 to 4575 and encodes 1524 amino acids. The record is from RefSeq and is a predicted model, not a curated record. Gene Ontology annotation, molecular function: 4-alpha-glucanotransferase activity; amylo-alpha-1,6-glucosidase activity.
AUGGCUCAAAAAAGGACUGUUUUAUUAAGAUUGUCCAACACUGGUGAACCAGUCAAUAGUGAAGGGGUUAAUAAUGGAGUCUUACUAUUUCCAUCCAUUGCUCUUCCAAAUGAGUAUAAGUUAGGAGAUCCUAUAUUCCAAUUACAUUUUCAAUUGAAUGCCGCUUCCCCUAUCACCAGAAAUGGUCAAUUGUUUUCAAAUUUACCUCAGGACUUCAAUACCCCGUUCGAUCGUCAUCAAUAUAAUGAAUAUAAUAUCGAAAGCUCAUUCCAUCAAGAUAUAACUAUUAAAAUCCCAGUAUAUAAACCUGGUUCUUAUAGUUAUUAUAUCUCUUAUGAGAAUGAUGAUUCUAAACAAGUUGAAACUGAAACAUUCUAUUUCAAUGUCCCUCCUAAUUUAAAACUUAAUAAUGAAUAUCUUGCAUUUAAUGCCAUCAAUAUUGAAUCAGUAGUAUCAAAAUGGAUUGGACCUGUAUCCAAUUGGGAUAAAUUCUUUGGAAACAUCGCUGAUAAGGGUUAUAAUAUGAUUCAUUUCACCCCUUUACAAUCAAGAGGUGAAUCAAAUUCUCCUUAUUCAAUUUAUGAUCAAUUGAAAUUUGAUCCUGAAAUUUUUGCCAAUAAUGAAGAAGCCACUAAUUUGAUCACUUCUAUCCUUACUAAGUAUAACUUAUUAUCAUUAACUGAUGUGGUUUGGAAUCAUACCGCCAAUAAUUCAGAUUGGAUUAAAGAAUUUCCUGAUGCUGGUUAUAAUGUAAAGACAGCUCCUCAUUUGAUUGCUGCCAUUGAACUAGAUUCAAAGUUAUUAGAAUUUUCUUCAAAAUUAUCAGAAUAUAACUUGCCAACCAAUAUCAACAAUGAACAUGAUUUAAGAGUUAUUAUGAAUGGAUUAUCAAAUUUCGUCAUUGAUGAUUUAAACUUGUGGGAAUAUUAUGUAUUCGAUAAAGUGGAUAUCUUACAAGAUUUGAAGAAACAUUAUUAUGAUAGAACCUCCACUAUUUCACCAGUUGAUAUCCCUGCUACCGUGAAACUUGAUAAUAUAAAAGAUUUAGCAGACUUCACGUUAAGUUACGCCAGUGCCAAUGCCAAAGCUAUUCUUGGUGAAAGAGGUGACAAUACAUUAGAUUCUGUUAAAUUAUUAGGUAUCUUAUUCACUGUAUUUAAAUCAAAAGAAAUUGAAUUUUCCAUUAUUUCAAGAAAAGCUGAACAAAUCAUUGAUACUAUAAAUGCUCCGUUAUAUGCCAUUUAUGAUGAUGAUAUUCAUACUAUUAAAUUACAAGUUGAAAAUAGAAUUAAAUAUUUAAGAUUAGAAGAAGGUGGACCAAAAUUAGGAGAAAUUAAUGAUAAAAAUCCUUUGACUGAACUGUAUUUCACAAGAUUUACUCAGAAAAGUACUGGUGAAGAAUGGGCUUUAGCUAACAAUGGUUGGAUUUGGGGAGGAAAUCCAUUAGUAGAUUUUGCUUCCCUGCAAUCAAGAGCUUAUUUAAGAAGAGAAGUCAUUGUUUGGAGUGAUUGUGUUAAAUUAAGAUAUGGUGAAAAACCUCUGGACUCUCCUCAAUUAUGGGAUAGAAUGAAAAAAUAUACUCAAAUUUGUGCAUCUUUAUUUAAUGGGUUUAGAAUUGAUAACUGUCAUUCUACUCCUUUACAAGUUGGUGAAUAUCUUUUAGAUGAAGCUAGAAAAGUUAAUCCUAAUUUAUAUGUGGUUGCUGAAUUAUUCACUGGUUCUGAAGAAAUGGAUAAAAUCUUUGUGGAAAGAUUAGGUAUUAAUACUUUAAUCAGAGAAGCAAUGCAAGCUUGGAAUGUUCAAGAAUUAUCAAGAUUAGUUCAUAAACAUGGUGGUAGACCAAUUGGUUCCUUAACCUGGUUACCUCUUGAUGAUUUUGCUUUCCCAGCCAAUAAAGAACCAGUUAAGGAUAAGUAUUUGGAUUCUUAUACUGAAAUAGAAAUUCCAAAAAUCUUAUCAAGACAAGCUCCUCAUGCUUUAUUCAUGGAUUGUACUCAUGAUAAUGAAACUCCAAAUCAAAAGAGAACUCCUGAAGAUACUUUACCAAAUGCUGCUUUAGUAGCAUUCUGUUCUUCUGCUAUUGGUUCAGUUUAUGGUUACGAUGAAAUCUUCCCUCGUUUAUUGAAUCUUGUUACCGAACAUAGACAAUAUACCUUAGAUGAUUCUAAUGGUAUUGGAAUAGUUAAAAAGAAGUUACAUGCCAUUAGAAAAGAAUUAGCCGCUGAAAGUAAUGAUGUGUUAAGAGAUCAUGAAAUGUAUAUCCAUCAUGAAGAUCAAUACAUAACUAUUCAAAGACAUAAUGCUAGAACUGGUAAAGGUUGGUUUUUAAUUGCAAGAUCUAAAUUUAAUAAUUAUCAAGGUCCUCAAAUUUUAAACCCACCAGUUUUGAGUGGUACCAUAGUAAAACAUGAAUUCAGUUAUACUCUUAAAAAGGAUGGAGAUUUCGUUGAAAGUGAUAAAUUCUUAACUGGAGUUCCAACUAUAUUAGAAGAAUUACCUUCUCCACAUAUUGAAUAUAAUGGUAAAGAAUCUAUUAUAAGUAUUGAUGAAAGUUUCAUCCCAGGUUCUAUUGCUGUAUUCUCUACUGAAAUUCCAGGAGUUGAUUUAUCAUUAGAUCACUUUGUGAAAGAAGGUGCCAUUGAAGCAUCUUUAGGAUUAGACUUGUAUGAUUUAAAUGCUAUUCUUUAUAAGAGUUCUCCAGAAGAACUUGAUGCAAGUGCAGGUACUGAGAAUGUCUAUACUAUUCCAAAUUAUGGUACUUUAGUUUAUGCUGGUUUAGAAGGCUGGAAUACAGCCUUGAAACAUGUGAUUUGGCAAAACAAUUUAGGUCAUACCAUUUGUGACCAUAUUAGACAAGGUGAAUGGGCCUUAGAUUAUAUUGUUAAUAGAUUGGAUAAAUAUGCUAAAUUGUCGAAGAAUUUAGGUAAGUUUCAAGAUUGGUUAAGAACUAGAAUUGAAGCUAUUAAAAAGGCCCCAUACUUUUUAAGACCUCAUUAUUUCGCAUUAGUGGUUGGUAUUGCAUAUGAAGGUGCUAGAUUUAGAGCUUUAAGAAGUUUCAGUCCAGAAAUCCAAAUGGCAACUAAUUUCGUUCAAAGUUUAGCCUUAACUUCAGUUCAAAUGGUUGGAAAGAUGAAUAAUACUUCUUUAAUCCCUUUCGAUCAAAUUCCAUGUAUUGCUGCUGGUUUACCUCAUUUCAGUAAUGAUUAUAUGAGAUGUUGGGGUAGAGAUGUAUUUAUUUCAUUUAGAGGUUUAUUUAUUGUUACUGGAAGAUUUGAUGAUGCUAAACAACAUAUUUUAGGAUUUGCCAAAACAUUAAAACAUGGUUUAAUUCCAAAUUUAUUGGAUGCUGGUAGAAAUCCACGUUAUAAUGCUAGAGAUGCCGCUUGGUUCUUCUUACAAGCCAUUCAAGAAUAUGUUACUUAUGCCCCUGAUGGUAUUGAAAUUCUUGAUGAAAAGGUUAAAAGAAGAUUCCCAUUAGACGAUACUUGGAUUGCAUAUGACGACGAAAGAGCAUUCAGUUACGAAACUUCAAUCAGAGAUGUUAUUUAUGAAAUUUUAAGUCGUCAUGCUAAAGGUAUCAAAUACCGUGAAGCUAAUGCUGGACAUAAUUUAGAUUCUCAAAUGAAAUACGAAGGCUUUGACGUCGAAGUGGCUGUGGAUUGGGAAACUGGUUUAGUUCGUGGUGGUUCUCAAUUUAAUUGUGGAACUUGGAUGGAUAAAAUGGGAGAAAGUGAAAAAUCAGGAUCCAAGGGUGUCCCAGGUACUCCUCGUGACGGAGCUGCUGUUGAAUUACAAGGUUUAUUAAAGAGUGCAUUAAGAUUUGUUAAUAAGUUACAUUCUCAAGGUUCUUUUGAAUAUACUGAAGUUGAAAAACCAGAUGGAUCAAAAAUAUCAUUAAAAGGAUGGGAGCAAUUACUUCAAGAUAAUUUUGAAAAACAAUUUUUUGUUCCAAUCGAUCCUAAUGACGAUGACAAAUACGUCAUUAACAAAUCACUUGUUAAUAGAAGAGGUAUUUAUAAAGAUUUAUAUGGUUCAGGUAAAGAAUAUGAAGAUUAUCAAUUGAGACCUAAUUUCCCAAUUGCUAUGGUGGCAGCACCUGAAUUAUUUACACCAGAGCAUGCCUUGAGUGCUUUAAGAUUGGCGGAUGCAACAAUUAGAGGACCAGUUGGAAUGUCCACUUUAGAUCCAAGUGAUUAUAAUUAUAGACCAUAUUAUAAUAAUAGUGAAGAUAGUUAUGAUUUUGCUACUUCAAAAGGUAGAAAUUAUCAUCAAGGUCCAGAAUGGGUUUGGGUAUUUGGAUAUUUUAUUAGGUCAUAUUUAUUAUUUCAUUAUUUGCAUGCAAGCGAUUGUCAAACGAAAAGUGGUACUCCAUCAGCACAAAUCUUGACUGAAGUUAAUAAGAGAAUCCAAGGUCAUAAUAAAUGGAUCAAAGAGAGUCCAUGGGCUGGAUUAACUGAAUUAACUAAUAAGAAUGGAGAAGUAUGUCACGAUUCGAGUCCUACACAAGCAUGGAGUAGUUCAUGUUUACUUGAUUUAUAUUACGAUUUAUGGAAUGAUGAACAUUAUCAAAGAUAA